Messenger RNA from Funneliformis geosporum, 1068 nucleotides. NCBI's taxonomy places the organism in Eukaryota, Fungi, Glomeromycota, Glomeromycetes, Glomerales, Glomeraceae. The record is from the annotation of a GenBank genome assembly.
AUGUUACAUGAACUAGCGGAACAUAUUCAAGAAUAUCUUAUUCAACGUAAACCUGAAUGGAUGAAUGAAAACCUAGUGACAAUCCUUCGAUCAACUUGGUUGAUCCCUACGUGUAAUACUAUUAAACAACUUUGCAUCGAAAAGAUUUGUGAUGACCCCUGGUUGCUAUUCGCGUCAGAUCAAUUUUAUCGUGUUGAAGAAGAAAUAUUGAUCGCUAUUCUUCAGCGUGAAGAUUUAAACUUACCAGAAGUGUAUAUAUGGAAUAAUGUAAUAAAAUGGGCCACUGCUCAAUUGGAUGUAGAAUUAGAUUCUGAUGUAUCAAAAUGGAAUUUAGAAGAUUUUGCUUUAUUGAAAGGGAAGAUGAAUAGAUGCCUUCUUUAUAUAAGGUUGAAUAAUAUUGAUAUGGAAGAAUACUAUCGUAAAGUUCGACCUUUUAAGAACAUCUUCUCAAAAGAAAUGCAAGAGAGAAUUGAAGAAUAUUAUUUUACUGGUAGAAAAUUGGAUAUAUUUUAUAAUCCUAGAUUACCGUUUAUUAUUGACUCCUGUCUGAUAAAGUAUGAACAUGCAGCACUUAUCGCUCAUUGGAUUAAUCGAGGAGAAGGAAAAGUGGCAACGAGAGAAAAGAAUCCAUUUAAUUUUAGGUUGUUGGUACGUGGGAGUGAUCAUGGAUUUUGUGGUGAAGUCUACGAUCGAAUUAGAUUUGAAUAUCCCGCCUUAUUAGUUUUGAUACUUACUGAAUCCGACGAAAUGAUUGGAGGUUAUCAAAGAAUAAAUAGUAAUUAUUGGAGAAUGUUUGGAUAUGAUUAUGAUCGGGAAAGUUUUUUAUUUCGUAUUAACCGUGGGAAUGUUAAAAGAUCUGUUAUUAGUCGCGUUGUACAUCCUUCACAUGCUGUAUAUAACCAAUCAGGGUGGGGACCAUGUUUUGGAGAAGGAGACUUGUGGUUAAAACGUCAUUUUCGUGAUCCCACAGAAUGCGUUUGUAAGAAAGCUUCUUAUGAAGCCCGGAUUGCACAUGACGAAUCUUUUAUAGUAAGAGAGUAUGAAAUAUUCGAAGUCACAUCAUCCUGA